AUGCUAUCACGUCGUCGUGCCUGUGCAAUUGGAACUUGCUUACGUAUAAGUCUCCUGUUUGGUUCAUGCUUCAUCUGCUUUUAUUUUUGUAUUUUACUUGGAUUGUGGAUUGUGACACUAGUCAGUCAACCGCAAAUAUAUCAUAAGUCCCCAGUUCUUACAAGUCCACCACCCCAGGAUUUCUUGGACUUUGGCAAAUAUCUGUACUACACCAAACGUGCCUGGUUAAAACCAGCCCCCUCCCAAUCGACUUCAAAACAAACCUCUUCCAAGUUGAAGACAACUACAGUUUCAUCAACAUACUAUCCAAUUUUGCGCAAAACAAGCCAUUGCAGAAAUACAUCACCCAAGUACGCCAAGGUACCUACAACACCUUUGGAAUCUAUCAGCAGACUUCUACCAGAAACCGCUGCACUUUUGAACAAGCUAUCCAGGAACAGUGUCAAUCCACUCACCUCGGAUUCCAUCAUACCAGCUGUGUGUAAAUUACCAUACACAGAUUUGUUGUUUGUGAUCUUCUCCGAACUACGGCACAGUCAACAGCGCAACCGAAUACGUCACACUUGGGCUUCUCUGCAGUACUUUAAAUUUGACGGAGAAUCCAGGAUUUCCCGAAUCGACUAUUUCUUUGUUGUUGGUCUUCCCAGCAAUACCGGUUUGAGUCCAAGCCUAGUGAAUCUCCUCAAAUAUGAAUUGGAUAGAGAGCAGGAUAUGCUUCUACUGAAAGUGACCGGUUCAGAACCCAAUCGAAGUAGACUACACCUGUUAACCACUGAGUGGUUAUUGAAGCACUGUGAUAGCAAAGCUGGUCACGUGGUUUUCAUCGAGCAAGAUCUUAUACCGAAUAUUCCUUUGUUGGGGAGCUUUAUAGUCGCACAGAAGAAUAGCGUUGAACUAGGCCCUAAACCUCUUUACUGUUUUAACAUUGUUGGUGCACGACCAAGAAGACCCAAGCCACGAAAACCUCAACAGCCUUUUGAAGUUUCACAAGCCGAAUGGCCUAACCCACAGUUUAUGCCACACUGUAAUCUGGAACAAGGUGGAUUCGCCGUUCCAAUGCAAAGCCUCCGUUUAUGGUAUUCGUGUUCGACCGUCUACAACCCUUUUAAACUUCACCGUGUUUUUCUGACAGGCAUUCUGAGAGAGGCAGCACGACUCCCCAUACGUCCAUAUUGGACGACGCAUGGAAGUACAGUGCCUCUGCUGCCGAGUUCUCGUCAUGUUGCGGGCAAACAUUUGUUUUUCUCUCAAGCUCGAUUACAACCCAAGGGAGUAUGGCAUGGAAUAUUUCAAGGUAUGCUUGCCGAAUCUUUGAAA
Molecule: messenger RNA, 1317 nt
Organism: Opisthorchis viverrini
Lineage: Eukaryota; Metazoa; Platyhelminthes; Trematoda; Opisthorchiida; Opisthorchiidae
Exons: 1
Cellular component (GO): membrane
Molecular function (GO): hexosyltransferase activity
Source: RefSeq, a predicted model, not a curated record